Molecule: messenger RNA, 4768 nt
Organism: Neodiprion virginianus
Lineage: Eukaryota; Metazoa; Arthropoda; Insecta; Hymenoptera; Diprionidae
Product: zinc finger protein 60-like
Exons: 3
Coding region: 850-3588 (912 amino acids)
Biological process (GO): regulation of DNA-templated transcription
Molecular function (GO): DNA-binding transcription factor activity, RNA polymerase II-specific; RNA polymerase II cis-regulatory region sequence-specific DNA binding
Source: RefSeq, a predicted model, not a curated record
CCCCCCCACCAUUUGGCCUAUAAAGAAGUCAGAUAGAAAUUUUUAUAGUGCAAAAAUGGUUUGGGGUAGCGAGUCUCGGUGAACAACGCGUUACGGUGUUAAAAGUUUUUGUAUCAAACAGUGAGGGCAAAGUAACUGUACCGACUCUCGGUUGAACUUUUUGUUAUUACUGUACUUGAAUCUUAGUACAGUACGGGUGAUAUUGUAUAUUUUUUUUUAAUUGGAAACAAUAAUUAAUUAGCGCAUGACAACGCGGGGUUCAGCGGUAUUUUCAUUUCACACCAUCGUCAUCAUCAUCAUCAUCGUCGUCGUUAGCGAUGACGGCGACGACGGCGUUGUUUUUUCCAUUUUUGUAGCCAACUCUGUUUUUUUCUCAUUCACCGUAUUAUCAUUAUCCAAAAAACAUGGCUGUUCGUUUCGCCACUAUUCUCCCUUGAUGUAAUUCUUAUUGUUGCUGCUGCUGCACGAUCAUCAUUCUCUAAUUGAUAUUCAAGUAUUAAACAUUUAAUCAUCUGCCGAAUACGCGCUUUCGAAUAUUGCGAACGUUCGUAUUCGUACUUGUGUGUUUAUAAUCUAUAACCUAUCAGCUCCAACUUUUGAGCCUGACACGAUAUUUCUGUCUGCCUGGAUAAACCAGAUCUUAUAAUUUUUCAUUCUCGCGUUAAAACAAACGAAACACAUUCGUUAUCAAAUUUUUAAAUGUAGACCUAAUACCACUGACAUCGUUAUUUAUUUAUCAAUCUUCGAAAACCUGAACCCCGGAUCAAUAAAUAAAAUUGUUUAUUACUAAAUAGACUUCAAGUUAUCAAGUGACAAUGGAUCAGGAUAUUUAAUCAAUCGCCCGAAAACAUGUCGCAUGUUUCUUACUCGAAAUUGAUAUCUUUAAAUUAUCCAAAACUUUGUCCCAAGCCUGCGCCGCAACAGACACUUGCUGAGGUCCUUCAAUCCGAACCAGUCAAGCGACUGCUGAGCCAGCCAAAUAUUGUGAUAGAAACAAUUCCGAAAGUCCAAACGACUCCCAAAUCUAAUGUAUCCAACAACAAUGUCCAUUUACCGGUUGAUAAGAAGAAUGGGCCGAGCAAGGUGGCGCAGAGCAAAGGCAUCGGGUCUGAAAUAUCAGUAAUGACAGUGGAAACGGAAAGCAAAGAUAAAUCUAGGCUGCUACCUGCUAAGGGGGAUGGAAAGUCUGAAAUAGCCCUGAUGGUCGUCAAGCCUGAGCAAAAACAAUGUGGUCAUCACGGCCCAUGCGAAAAUAUCGUUUGCGACGUUUCCGUGCUACAGUACGUUGACCAGGGUGGUGUUCUACCAAUGCUAGCUGUGGGGAUAGAGGAAAACGAGAUCAAUGCCCCGGUUGAAAAGCAUUGCAAAAAUCCGCUGUGCGAUGCAUUGAGCAUAGAUCAUGACCGAUGUCGACGGGCGUUGAUUAAACUCUACCGUUGUGAUUUGAUGAGUGCUUGCGACAUUUGCGGCGUUGUAUUCAAGACACGGAGGUCUAGGAUGAGUCACAAAAGCUGCAUCAGGAAGGAGGUCUAUAGGCACAAUCAAACAGACGGUGCUCAGAUACUUAGGGAAAAAAUGAGGGAGCGAGAACUGCAGAUGAUCGAGGCAGCCAAGACCAAGAAAAAAGAACACUUGGACCCGGCCACUGAGUACAAAAAGACUAUGGAGUCCCUGAGGAAUAACAAGGAGCUGAUCAUCAUCCCAAAAACCAUUCCCCAGCAUCAGCCAAUUGUCACAAUAAAAACACUGUCCCCGGGCAACCAGCCGAGCGUUGUACAAAGUACUAACUCCCGAGAAGUCUUUGGAAAACUUUUGCCCUCUAUUCCGAUUGUUUUCCCACCACAGAAUACAAUCGUCGGCAAAAGACUGGGUUCUGAGACCAACGAAGGACCAGCCGUGAAGCAACCCAAGAUAACAAAUGUGUUUUGCACUCCACCUCAACACGCAAGGCUUGGUCAACAGUACAUUAAAGUUUCCUCGGUCACGCAAUCCAACAUCGUUCAGCCCAUGUCUCUCAAUGAUUGGUUCGCUUCUCAGGCAAAUAUCGUAACCUCGAGCCAAAAUACAGCUCUCAAACCUUACCUGACCCCCAUCAGAGUCGUCCCUAUCACCAGCCUGAAGUCAGCCCCUUCGCUUCGGCAUCAAACUCACGGUAUUCCUGCGUUUUGCUUGGUACCAGACAAUCUUCCCAAACCUGUACCUGUCUCAAAACUGCAGGCCAUUCAGCCAGCUCCGAUAGCUCCUAGCCCGCCAAGGUCUGUUGCACAAAAUAAUGAAACAGAGAAUGUGGAGCAGCAGAAUUCACAGACAGCAAAAAGUGCGACGAACACAAGAAGAAAAUCUCAAGCUCGUAGGAAGUCUGAGGAGAAAAAUUCAAAGGUUUUCAAAUGUCCUUAUUGUUUCAAGGGUUUCAGCACAGAUUGGUAUUUCAAAAUGCACGUAGCUGGGCACACGGGAGAAAUGUUAUUCACUUGCAAAACGUGUGAAAAACCAUUUAGCAAUAGAUACGAUAUGAAAAAACAUAUGCUCAAUGAGCACAAUGAUGGCGAAUGCAGAUGCGAGAUUUGUGGACAGAUAUCUAUAUGCAAAUCGGCACUUGAGAUUCACAUUCGGUCCCACACCGGUGAAAGACCCUUCCACUGUACAGAGUGUGAUCUGUCUUACAGAUCGAGCACUGACCUUAAAACGCAUCAACGAAAGCGACACAACUCUACGGACUGCCCAUACUGCCAUAUUCAUCUUGUAAAGGCAGAUCUUCAGGCACACUUGGUGUCGUGUCAUCAGAUGACGGAAAAAGAAGCAUUGCAUGAAAUUCUGCAAGGACAGGAACAGGCAGUGAAUGGAAAUGAAUCGUCCGAAAUUGAGGUGUCAGAUUGUGAGUCAAUGGCAAAUGGAAUCCUGAUGAGAAUUAAAGAGGAGCUCAUAGAGGAGGCAGCAGCUGUGAAUGAAGCUACGAAGUUUCAGAGUAGUCGUAAUGGUUCAGAUUCAAACAAGAGGAAAAAACAGAUUGCAAAUAAACCUGCCCAUACGAAGUCUAAAGGAAACGGUGUGCACAAUGCAGAGGGAAACCAGAAUUUAUGCAAUUCGAAGGAAACUGAAACUAAGCCUAUCGUUGUCAGAAGGAGCACUAGGAGAUCGAACUCUAAUUUUCAAUGUACCAUUUGUAAAGAAAAUUUCGAUAGCUCCACACUGCUUGAUGAUCAUGUAGCUAAUGAACCCAAAGAAACUGUGGAAUGCCUCGCAUGCAAGAGCUUGUUUCACAGCCAGACUGAUUAUGAUAAACAUGGCAAUAGCUGUGGCAAAAGUUCCUGCAAACAGUCGUCUUGCCUGAAAAAUUCAACAACUGGACCGCUGAGACCAUUCCAGUGUGAGAUCUGCCUGAAAGUAUUUAAAAAUGAUGGAAAACUCCGUAUUCACAUGAAUCUGAGUCCGCAAAAUUUCAUAACGUGCGUUAGAUGCGCCAAGAAAUUUCACACUAAUCGCGAGUACAGAUUGCACAUGCACAAUAAUUGUGUUGAAUUAAUUAAGUGCCGUAAGUGUAACCGACAAUUUUCAAACAAAAGAACACUUGAUAACCACAUUUGCUGAAUUCAGAAGGAUGAGGGGUACACUGGAUUCUUAUGAAAAAAAAUCAUUAUUGAUUUGUAUGUUUUCUGUAGUUCUCUCGUUAUAUUUCGUUGAUAAUAAGUAGGCCAUUAUACACUAAGUUAUUACUUUAGCUAAUAUAAUUUUCUGCAUUGCAUUGAAACUUUUCUUUGUACUCCCCUUUCUUUUUUUUUUGACUGUUUACCGCACAUUACGAAAGUAAUAAGGUGUGUGUAGAAUGAUUCUAUAUUAUCUUAAACAAGGAUAUCCUCAAACGAAUUCAUAUAAUUGCAAAUGUAAAAUUUUAAAAUAAGAGGAAAAAAAAAAUUAAGGUAUUUACCGAGUAUUCUGCACACUAUUGUCAAAUCAUAAUUAAAAACUAUCUGAGGGUAAGAUUUUACGGUAUUUCUGACAAAGGAAGCUAUCUUGCUUCUUUAUUUUAUAUACAAUGUAUAAAGUAUGCAUGCAUUUAUUUUUAUGAUUAUACCUAUUAUUAUUCUUGUAAGUCAGACCUUUGUUCCUGCUUCGAAGACUGAUGAGCACUUACGACAGCAAAAAUCCUCAGCUCAUCGCAGAUAGUAUUAUUAAAAUUUUAGUUCCAAAACGGUUUCAUUAAAUCGGAAUUAUUCAGUCUAAUAAAAACAUCAGUAAAAAGAUUGAUUUUAUAAACAUAGCAAAUGUAUUUUGACAUUUUUAAAAUAGAAUUUGUAUAAUUUUUUUUUAUUCACUUCACCUGAAUAACUUAUUAUAAGAAUAAUUGAUUUAAUCCAGUAUGUCUCUGUACUGUGCAGUACGAAUCUCAAAUUGGCAAACUAACCCCUUGUACGAUAUUUUCGUAUUUUUAUAAAAUCCAGUUAUACAUGUAACAGCGAAAUGCCUACCAUAAUUAAUUAUAUGCCAUUGCACCAUUUUUUUCCAGAUUAUAUUUUGUGCACAAUAUAUUUAAUAAUCAGCUUAGCUGUAUUGAAUGUUCACUUUCUCGUUGUUCCGAGCUAAGAAAUGUGAGAAAAUUGUACUGCUUGGAAUCCUUUUUUUUUUUUUUUUUUAUACUUGUAUUUGAACAUAAACGUUUAAAUUCUUUUAGUCUUCAUGAUUUUUCUCCAAAAUUAUCGUCACUCCUAACUUAUCAUUCAAUCAUUUACAACUAUGUGUACACUGUAAAAUAAGUGAAAAAUUAAAUGUU